AUGAAAACUGUAGUGGUGACAGGCUUUGGGCCAUUUGGCAACAUGAGACCAAAUCCAUCGAUGGAUGUGGUGAAGAACCUGGGAAAAGUUGGACCUUUGAGUGAUGAGGUGAACUUAAUAACCGAAAUUAUGGCCGUAGAGUAUGCUGAAGUCGACAAAAAAGUGCAUGCUUAUUGGAAAGAUUAUCAACCGAAUUUAGUGAUACAUGUUGGCGCUUCUGAUAGAAAUGGAAUCCAGCUCGAGCAACAAUCAACUGGUGAUGGCUAUUUCAUAAGAGAUAUUGCUAACAAGAUCCCGUCUGGUGGAAAAGCUCCAGAUGUUGAAAAGUAUGGAACUCCAAUAGUUUCGACAAUAAAUUGUAAGCGUAUAGCCGUUUGUGUCGCUGAAGAAAUGCAGAAAAAGUGUCCAAGUUUACAAGUUGAGUCGAGCAAUGAUGCUGGGAAAUUUCUUUGUGGUUUCUCGUACUACUUAUCUUUGUGUCAAGACAGAUCAAAAGCGUUGUUUGUUCAUGUUCCGCGAUUGGACAAAAAGGACAAAUUCCAGGAAAAACUUGAAAUGGAACCUCAAAGAUGGAGGAAUAUUGUGGCUUUUUGGAUCUUUGGCUUGUGCAACAAUUAUGCAUACAUUUUGAUGUUGAGUGCAGCUGAAGAUAUCAUUGAAAGAAGCACACGUGGAAAAGAGAAUGGAUUGAGCAAUGAAACAGCUUUGUAUAAUGGAACUUGUCCGACGGAAAGACGAUUGAAACAUUGUAAUGGUCGAAAAUCGACGGGUGUUAUAUUGUUGGCCGAUGUUCUUCCGGCGUUCAUCAUCAUGGCAACAGCGCCAUUCUUUGCAUUCAGAAUCAAUUUUGGAAUUCGUCAAUUGCUGGUCGUAAUCAGUCAAGCAGCUUCUUUAUUGAUUGUUGCCUAUUCAGAAACUUACGCUUAUUCAAUUCUUGGAGUCGUUCUUGCUUCUCUAAGUUGUGGAUUUGGUGAAUCAACUCUUGUAUCUUAUUCUUCGCACUUCUCUCAUUCAACAGUUGUCGCCUGGGCCUCGGGAACAGGAGGAGCCGGAGUUAUUGGUUCUUUCAUCUACGCAGCUCUGACGGAACCCCAUUUUGCCGGUUUGUCACCGAAAAACGCUCUCCUUUGCAUGAUGAUCAUCCCAUUUCUAUACGCUACUUCCUUUUGGUUGAUCUUGGAACACCCGGACAAUUGUGUGGCUUUGUGCUCUCCGAAAAAGAUUCGAUCAAGCGAUGGAAAAGAAGAAAAAGGGGAUUUCACAGAGAAGCCCCAGCAAAUCUAUCAAAGAAAAACGACUGUCACAGAGAAAUUCAAGAUCAUACAGUCGCUUUUCAAAUACACAAUCCCGUUGGUGGUCGUCUAUUUGGCUGAAUAUACGAUAAAUCAAGGAUUGACGCAACUCAUCGUUUUUGACUGUUCACAUGGCUUCAGCCUCACAAAGAACAGCCAAUAUCGAUGGUAUCAGGUCCUAUAUCGUUUUGGUGUCUUCAUCUCGAGAUCAAGCAUGGCCAUCGUGAAAUUGCCCGUCUUUUUCUUGUACUUAUUACCAAUUCUGCAAAUUGGUAACGCGGUUUUCUUCUACUUUGAGGCUGUUUAUGCCUUUUUGCCGCAUAUUAUCGUGGCUUUCGUGAUCAUUUUCAUUGAAGGUCUCUAUGGCGGAUCGGCUUAUGUGAAGACGCUCAAUCACAUACAUCAAACGGUAGAGCCAGAUGUCCGUGAGUUCUCUCUCGGCGCCUCUACAACAGCCGAUGUCUCUGGGAUUGUCGUUGCCUCCUUCUUGGCUAUUUAUUUACACAAUCAAAUUUGCAAUAUGUUGGAGGCAAGUUUU
Molecule: messenger RNA, 1830 nt
Organism: Mesorhabditis belari
Lineage: Eukaryota; Metazoa; Nematoda; Chromadorea; Rhabditida; Rhabditidae
Source: the annotation of a GenBank genome assembly